CGAAGGCUGGAAGUUGAUGAAAAUGAUUUGACAAGCAGCGGAAGCUCCGGUGCCACUCCGAAUGCUUUCCUGGGGCUCACCUCGUCGGUUUCCACGGCGGAUGCCAGCCGCUGUCACAACACCGGAACUCGGCGAGGGCGCACGCAAAGUUCACCUCCAGCAGUAUGUGUGUGUGUGAGAGAAUUCAUGUGUGCUCAGUCUGUCUGUCUGUCUGUCUAAUAGACUGACCCCCCAGCACGCUGUUUAAAGGGAAGACAAGAGAGCUGAGUCAACGAAUCACAAGGAGAAGGAUGCAACAGUUGAUGUGCGCAAGUUGCACAGUUUUCUUGUGUUUGGAGACGGCCUGCACACAAGGAGGACUGCGGCUAUGAUCCGAGUGGAGAAAAGAUCGGAUGUUUUGCUGCUUUAAAACUCAUCUGUCAGAUCAAAUCACACAGCAGAUCCGCGCUCCUUCCAAGCGGCGGGUGUAAAAGUUCGGCCGUCCACACGCCGUUGUCUGUUUUUGUCGCCCCGAAAUGGACAUUUGGACUGAAGUGCAUUUGGAGGGACUUCAUGCUCUGCUGGAAUGGAGUUGAAGUGGGGAUUUCGGAUGGUCUGCGGCGGUGAGUAGCAGUGCAGUCUGCACCAAUAUGCAUCGGAUUCUGCAGAGGAGGCGAGUGCGCAAGCUGCGGGUCGUCUGGGCUUCUCUGGCCCUGGUGGCUCUGUCUCUGGCCGCAUGCAGCGCGCUGUUCACGGCGUGGACUUGGCGACAGACGCGGGACCUGUCUCAGUCCUUCAAGAUCCUGCAGGACCGACUCGAGCAGGUCAAUACACAGAGGAAGGCCAUUGUUCAGCUCAUUCUGGAGAAGAGAGAGCUGCUGGUGGGGCAGAGAGUCAAGAGAGACGGGGGGACGCUGCGAGGGAAGAAUGGAAAUGGAAAGAAAGCAGCGUCUCAUUUUGAGAUAACCAAAGUCUCCUCUCAGCAAGUUGGAGAAGGUGGUGUGAUAAAGGGCUGGGAAGAGAGGACGUUGAAUAUGAGUAAAGCAGUGCGGUACAACAAGGAGCAAGGCACCUUCACUGUGGAGAAAGCGGGCGUCUACUUCCUGUUCUGCCAGGUGUUGUUCAAUGAGCAGCAGUCUCAGUAUGUGAAGCUGGAUGUGGUGACCAGCGGCCAGAGGCCUCAGAAGCUGCAAUGCAUGGAAGGAUACGGGACGACCCCCUCCGCUGGGCCGCACCCUUUCCACUUCCUGAAGCCCUGCCAGGUGUCUGGCCUCCUGCGACUGGACAAAGGCACGGAGCUCCAAGCCAUUACAGGCUCGUCCUUCAGACUCCACACUGUAGGCAGUCCUUCGGCCUCGCCUCACGUCUUCAGUAUCUUUAAAGUCAACUGAGGCUCAGUGCUCAACUGAGCUGGGUUGGAAACUUUUCACGCGUACACAAACUCAUCUGAGUGCAGCAAAAUUAACUUGUUUUUGUACGGAUUAGAGGGUUUUUUUCGACAUGGUGAAACAGUCAUAAGCAGUCAAGGCAUCACAUAAUGCUACAGCUUCUUCCCAAAGACGUUAAUUUGAAAGACAAACCUGACAUUUGUGGAAGCUGGUAUGGAAUUUUUCUCUGGACUGCGGGGCUGUUUUGGAACAGAUUUUGGAUUAAAACCAAGACCCACAGUGAACAAAAUGCCUCGAUGAAUGUCUGCCUAGAGAACAGAUGUGAUGGAAGCUGCUCUGUAGAUACAGAGCUCCAUAUAAAAAGAAAAUUCCUUGGAUGUUCAUCUUAGCCUUUGUAUCAUGCAAUAAAUUGUGCUUACACUCUCUUUAUAGGACUGACAGUAAAACUGUGCAUGCACCUUGCACUUCCACAGCUGAGAGCACGUCUGUGAACGUCGACACUAUAAAAGCCUACAUGACUUGUCAUUGAUAUUUUAUACAAUGCAGCGUCCGUGUGUAUGAAAUCUUACGAAUCAAACUAUUCUUGUUUAAACUGAUUUUAUGAUCUUAACAAUGCAAUGUGUAUGAGUGAGUGUGAAAUUACUGCAAGCCUUUUUAAAAAAAUACUUUGUAUAUAUAUAUAUGUCACAUUUUUACGUAUGUGCAUCAAGUCAGGAGCUGGUAAAGAAAGGGGAACAUUUUAAAUAACAUGGAUGUGAAUUUGUUCUCUUUUCUAGGGUCAAAUGUUUGUAUACUUUUGAAAAGUAGAUGCAAGUUAUAGUAAGCAAAGCAUACAUCUUUAAAUACAGCUUUCUCUGUCUUCUUCUUCCUUCUGUUUGAUGACAAUAACCAUCACGUCUAUGCUUUUUUGUCAGUUAUCUGACAGUUCAUCAGUAAAUCAAAAUAGAAUUGGGGAGGCUCUAACUACAACUAUAGUUGAAUUUACUCUUUCAAAUCAAGUACACAAAGUGUAAAGAACUUUACAUAAAUGAUUUACUUACAAAUAACACCAGAAAGUGAAACAUCAAAAACUAUUGGAUGGAUUUCCAUGAAACUGGUGCACCCAUUCAGACACCACUCAUCAGGAUAAAUUGAAAUCACUUUCUGGGUCAAUCAACAGGUCAAGACUUCAGUCUGUCCAAUAAUUGUGUGAUAUUAUACAUAAAAAACUGCAAUUUCAUUAGCCUUAGCUAAACAGUGUGGUUUGUACUUGGCCUGUAUAUAGAUGAAAGUAGCCUGCGGGUCUGAACAGUAAAGCCAGCAUGGAGUGCCUUAAACCUGCAUUUUUUCCAACAGUCACCAGGAGGUGAGUCCCCUAGUUGCAAAGAGAAGUCCAGUUAUAUAGAUGUCUAUGAGAAAAUGACCCUACUUCUCACUUUUUUAAUUAUCUCAAUCAACAUUUUCCUAAUGAGUUUAUGGUCUCAAUCGAUUGUUUCAAGUGUCCUUCAAUACAGCUAGUUGGCUGAUUGGGUAAAUUAUGGUCCCAUUUAGAGUGAAACAGACAAUCAAGCAGGGUUUGCUUUAGGGAGAGGAUCCUUGUGAUUGACAGGUUGCUACUGUAUUGCCAUGUGUAAUGUUCUCGAGUUCUCAGUCAGAUCCGCUGUCACUCAUCACACCGGGGAUGCGAUAGUGAGAGGAUGCGGUUAAAUUCGAUGCUUCAAAGUGGUAGUUCACAAACCAGUUGUUGAUGUGAAUGUAGCUACAUCCAUCUUAUAUAUAUAUAGUCUAUGUUUUGACAUUAAUUAGAAAACAGCACACUAACAUGUGCAACAUGACAAAAAUGAUACCUGCCACACAUGAGCAUGUUAGUAUGUACCACCUCACAGAGCCAUUAGCAUGGCUGUCACUCUUAACAUUAAUCUUACUUAGCUAUCAAUUACCACAGCAAGUUGCUCAUUUUAAUUAAAAAAUAUCACUUUUAUUACAGUGCUACUUUACACAUACCUAUAUAUACCCUCACAAGUCAACUCUAUGUUACAUCAUAGUCUGUUGCAGCCUCUAUUGUAUUUUUGAUUUUUAGUGCUAAUUAGCAAAAGCUAACACAUUAGACUUAGUUACACUAUUUAUACUGUUAUUGUGAGAGUGCUUGCAUACCAGCUUUGGCACUUUGUACAGCGUUAGCAUGGCAGCAGCUGGUGUGGCUGUACAAUGUCUUCUUGUCCUAAGGAUGUAACUUAACUUGGUUGAUUUUUUUCUUUACUGAAUUUACAAAAGACAGAAAUUAGGACUGCAGAUCACUUGUGUGACACCAAAGCACUACUUUGCAGAAGCAUGGAAAAGAUCCAACAUUCAUUUACAAUGGAGCAGUUCCAGGUUGUACGCCUUGAUAACCUCAGAAAAUAACCAGAAAGAUCUGGUUAUUUGGAUUCUUGCUGGGAACAAGCGGGAAAUGGUGUGACACUGAAACUUGUGUAUAAACUCCAAAGAUCCAUAUAUCUGUUUGAGAGAUACAGAAUGUUUCUCAGUCACUUCUUUACUGUUGUGUCUUUUUGGAAAUGAAACUCCUGCUAUUCUCUUACAUGCUGCUGCUUUCUGUAAUAUUCACUGCUACAAUACAAACAGUGUGUAUUUCUAGCAGUGGGUUUCAGCACUCCCACUCUUGUUUAUAAGUAGUUUUUGUGGAUGGACCGCAUUGGUUUCUCCUCAGCACUUUACUGCAGUGAUCGUAGUGUUUUUAAUUGGAGCCAAACAUUCAUGUUGUCAAAUGGAAAAAUGCUCGAUUUUAGAGUGUAGACAUUACAUCCUGUUUGAUUUCCUCAUCUUUUUCCUCUUUCCUUUUUGUGUUGAAGUCGCCCCCCUGCACACCUCAUAUUUCCGUCAGCACCGAUCACACCGCACACACACACAACCCCUUGAAUGUCCUCUCCGCACACACACACACCAGCGGCAGCCAUCUAAAUUUUCACUUCCUGAAUCUGAACCUGAACCACAUAGCUUAAAGUCUUUGAGGAAAAACAUGCCUUGUCCCUCCCCCGUCACCGCACACACAGCCGUACACACUUCCCUGCCCCGAUUCCUUUUUUUCCCUAAAUGUCAAAGUUUAUUACCACCUCGGAAAAUCUUGUGAAGAAGUUGCCUGUAAAAUGAUGACGUAUGCAUUGCCUUAAAGUUUUUUUAAAAAAUUUCUUCUCAACUCACUCAUCAUAAAUGUUGAAUAAACCUUCCUUAUUGUUUUUAAUAUUUUAAUUGUUAUGCUUUCAGUUUUAUUUGACAAAAAAAGGCGAUUUGGAAAUAUAAAAGGAGGUAAACUGUUAAAAAUGUAUUAACUGUUAAAUAAACGGGAUGGGAUAAACAGUGAA
Messenger RNA from Amphiprion ocellaris (clown anemonefish), 4705 nucleotides. RefSeq names its product TNF superfamily member 12 (gene tnfsf12). The coding region runs from base 630 to 1370 and encodes 246 amino acids. Gene Ontology annotation, cellular component: membrane. The record is from RefSeq and is a predicted model, not a curated record. NCBI's taxonomy places the organism in Eukaryota, Metazoa, Chordata, Actinopteri, Pomacentridae. Gene Ontology annotation, biological process: immune response. Gene Ontology annotation, molecular function: receptor ligand activity; tumor necrosis factor receptor binding. The transcript has 6 exons.